AUGCUGCGGAUUGCCCCUUACACGUCUGUGCUGGUCAACGGGGUUUACUGGUCGCAGGAAUUCCCGCGCCUCAUAACCCUCCCGGACGCCAAGCACCUCUGCGAACCCGUCGUGGCGCCCUGGCUGGCACCAUGCCCCGGGGCGCCGACGUUACCCCACCGCCUGGUCGCCGUCUGCGACAUCUCCGCGGAUCUCGAUGGCUCCAUCGAGUUCACCGUGGAUUGCACCACUAUUGACAACCCGUUUUGGAUCUACGACCCCGUUCAUCACACGACCCAUCAGAAUGGGCUCAUGGCCCCGGGUUUCCUCCUGUGUUCCAUUGAUAACAUGCCGACGCAGUUGCCCAGAGAAUCGACGCACUUUUUCGGCGAGCUCUUGUUGCCGCACAUUUACAGCAUUUUGCAGUCGGAUGCCAAAAAGAGCAUGGAUGACACGCAUCUCUCACCGGAAGUCACUUCUGCUGUGAUCACUAGUAACGGGAAGUUGACCCCUGGGUUCCAGUACAUACAAACCCUUCGCCAAAACAACGCUAUUCAGUCAAGACAGAAAGCCGGCGUGCCCAUGGCUGAAGCGAGGCACAAAGUCUUGCUCCUCGGGGCAGGGUUUGUCAGUGGACCUUUUGUGGAGUACCUGACCAGGGACGGUGAAGUCAAAGUCACUGUUGCAAGCACCGUGAAAGAACAAGCGGAUUCGUUGGCAAACAAGUAUCCCAACACGGUGCCGAUUCAUCUGAAUGUGCAAGAGGCUUCGGAGUCCCUGAAUGCCGUAGUCAAAGAGCAGGACGUUGUCGUGAGUCUCUUGCCGUAUCACCUGCAUCCGAUCGUGGCCAAGUGUUGCAUUCAACACCAGAGAAACAUGGUCACUUCGUCGUAUUGCUCACCUGCUAUGCAAGCAUUACACGACAGAGCUGUGGAUGCCGGGAUCACGAUAGUGAACGAAGUUGGACUCGACCCUGGCAUAGAUCAUUUGCUUGCCAUGGAAUACAUUGACAAUGUCCAUUUGAAAGGAGGCAAGAUUGAAAGCUUCGUGUCCUACUGUGGAGGGUUGCCAGCUCCAGAACAUUCAGAGAACCCAUUGAGGUACAAGUUUUCCUGGAGUCCAAGAGGAGUCCUGUUCAAUGCUCUCAGUGGGGCCAAAUAUGUCUUGGACGGGAAGAUCAUUGAGGUUCCGCCCGGAGCCCUGAUGAGUUCUGCUGAACCCGUCCGGUUCCUGCCGGGUUUUGCUCUGGAAGGAUACCCCAACAGGGACUCUCUCAUUUACCAAGAAAUGUAUGGAAUUUCUGAAGCCAAGACAGUGCUGAGAGGAACAUUGCGAUACUUCGGUUUUGCUGAGACCAUGAAUGCUUUGGUGAAACUUGGCAUGAUCGAUUCCAACAGUCAUCCGGAUUUUCACGCGCAUGGACCCGACCUUUCUUGGCGCAAGUUUGUCUGCGAGCAAAUCGGGAAAAGUGAGGACACGUUGUACGAAAAUGUCAAAAAGGAACUCGAAAAUGUGGUUGGUUCCGCCAAAAUCGUGGAUGCACUUGAACAACUCGGCCUUCUUUCUGAAGACCCUGUUGACAAAUUUGAUUCGCCCUUGGACACGCUUUCAAAUUAUCUGUCCAACAGACUGAAACUAGGACCACAAGAUAGAGACAUUGUAAUUUUGAGACAUGACAUUGGUGUGAGAUGGCCUGAUGGAAAAUUGGAGAAGAAGGGCAUCAACUUGGUCUGCUAUGGGGAUGUUGGAGAGCAAGGCUUCACAGCUAUGGCUAAAACAGUUGGAUACCCUUCAGCAAUUGCCACAAAGAUGGUUCUAAAUGGUGAAAUACAGGGCAAAGGGAACGUGUUGCCAUUCACACCCGACAUCUAUCGACCAAUGUUGACUCGGUUGAACCAAGAAGGCAUUUGUCCAUACGAGUCAUGAGAUCAAAUGAAAGGUUUAGACAAAUGAUAGAGUUUACAUUUCUAGUCGAGGAAUACUUCCUGAUGGAGCAUUUGUUGGAUGAUUAAUUUUAAGAAAAUGCCAUUAUUUGCAAGAGGACAAACGUCAAUGAUUCUCUCUUCAUGUUCUGUCUCGAAAUCUGCAGUUGCCUCAACUAUGUAAAUCCUGAGAGAAAAUUCUCAUGACAUCUUUUGAAUUUCUGAAAUAAAUGUGAAAUUUCUUGCUUUCA
Notodromas monacha is the source of this 2152-nucleotide messenger RNA. The record is from the annotation of a GenBank genome assembly. Lineage: Eukaryota; Metazoa; Arthropoda; Ostracoda; Podocopida; Cyprididae.